Molecule: messenger RNA, 1897 nt
Organism: Gracilinanus agilis (Agile Gracile Mouse Opossum)
Lineage: Eukaryota; Metazoa; Chordata; Mammalia; Didelphimorphia; Didelphidae
Gene: PIGC
Product: phosphatidylinositol glycan anchor biosynthesis class C
Exons: 1
Coding region: 74-964 (296 amino acids)
Biological process (GO): GPI anchor biosynthetic process
Cellular component (GO): membrane; glycosylphosphatidylinositol-N-acetylglucosaminyltransferase (GPI-GnT) complex
Source: RefSeq, a predicted model, not a curated record
UGAAGAGCCAGCACUUCUGGGGCAUGUUGCCUGUUGGCAAGAGUUAAAUUCCAGCUGUUUGGGUGAGACAAGCAUGUGUUCGGCAAUGGCCAACAGCAGGGUAGUGGGGUGGCAGAAGGUGCUAUAUGAGCGUCAGCCUUUCCCUGAUAACUACGUGGACCGGAGGUUCCUGGAAGAGCUCCGCAAGAAUGUCUCUGCCCGGAAAUACCAGUACUGGUCUGUGGUCUUUGAGUCUGGGGUGGUGAUACAGCAGCUCUGCAGCGUCUGUGUCUUUGUGGUCAUCUGGUGGUACAUGGACGAAGGUCUGCUGGCCCCACAGUGGCUCUUCGGGACUGGAUUGGCUUCCUCCCUCCUUGGCUAUGUCUUGUUCGACCUCAUCGAUGGCGGGACGGGGAGGAAGAAGAGUGGGCGCACCAGGUGGGCUGACCUCAAGAGUGCCCUGGUCUUUAUCACCUUCACUUACGGCUUUUCCCCGGUGUUGAAGACGCUGACGGAAUCUGUCAGCACUGACACCAUCUAUGCCAUGUCUGUCUUCAUGCUUCUGGGUCACUUGAUCUUCUUUGACUACGGUGCCAAUGCUGCUAUCGUGUCCAGUACCCUCUCCCUGAACAUGGCCAUCUUUGCCUCUGUCUGCCUGGCUUCCCGCCUGCCUCGAUCCCUUCAUGCCUUCAUCAUGGUGACAUUCGCCAUCCAGAUCUUUGCCCUGUGGCCGAUGCUACAGAAGAAACUGAAGGCCUGUACCCCGUGCAGCUACGUGGGGGUCACGCUGCUCUUCGCUCUCUCUGCCCUGGUGGGGCUGCUGACCAUCAGCGGUGUGGGGGCCAUACUCUUUGCACUGCUGCUGCUCUCCAUCUCUUGCCUCUGUCCUUACUAUCUCAUCCGCCUGCAGCUUUUCAAGGAAAACAUUCACGGGCCUUGGGAUGAAGCUGAAAUCAAAGAAGACCUAUCCAGAUUCCUUACCUAGUCUGGGGAGUGCAGGGAACACCCACAUUUUAUUAUUAAAAGAUCAGAUGCCUCCCCCAGCCCCUGCCAAAGCAGGAAUGAGAGGAAGAAGGUCUCUCUUAGAAAGCAGCAGGUUGGAAGAUAUCUUCGAGAAGAAUGAAGUGGCAAUGGUUGGUGAUAAGCCCUAUCUCUCUGUCCUUCAGAGUUCUGGUAGCCUCUCCUGAGUCUGAGCCCUUCCUCGAAUAGUGCCAGCUAGCUGCAGGGGCACAGAAUCUAGGCAGCCCAGCUCAUCCCAACUUUUCAGUGUGUGUCAUAUUUGCCAGCUAAGUAAAGUUAAAACUUCUUUACUCAAAAUCUCAGAAUUUCCAUAACUUUUUACCACCCUGCCUUUCCAACCAUAGCUUAUACUGUUCUUUUCUGCUUCAUCUUCCCUGGACUACUUUCUCAAGAAGCUGCAGAGGGAGAGUUUAGCGUCUCCCCAUCUCCGUUCUCCAUCUUCAUUGCUGGAGGUGUACCUUUACAAAGAACUCUGUUCUUGGAGUGAGUUUUCCUCAUCUGGUGAAUCCCUAGCUGUCAGUUGACCUCCAACCCAAAUACUACCUAUUUAUUGUAUGGAGGCUUCUCUGAUACCUUCCUGGGGUUUCUUAGAGCAGCCUUUGUUGUAUACUCAUGCAUACCAUUGUUGUCCAAUAGCCCUACCAGACUGUGAGCCCCAUGAAGGCAAGGACUAUGUGCUAUCUGAAAUUUGUGUCUCUCUCAGCACCUAUCACAGAACUCUGAAUACAGGGGAAAAUUUAAUGUUUAUUUAAUGAAUGAAUAGAAAAGAGAAAGAUGGUCGGCAAAAAUACAACAAUUUGUCUUUAACUCUUGGGUUUAUGAUUCUGUAAUUUCUUGGGGGUACUAUUCACACUGAGAUAGAACCCUGGAAAGCUAGCUGCUGUGUUUAUAGAAUCAU